Molecule: messenger RNA, 4772 nt
Organism: Lethenteron reissneri (Far Eastern brook lamprey)
Lineage: Eukaryota; Metazoa; Chordata; Hyperoartia; Petromyzontiformes; Petromyzontidae
Gene: ACADSB
Product: acyl-CoA dehydrogenase short/branched chain
Cellular component (GO): mitochondrion
Molecular function (GO): acyl-CoA dehydrogenase activity; flavin adenine dinucleotide binding
Source: RefSeq, a predicted model, not a curated record
CGGUCACGUGAUUGGGACGAGGGGGUGUUGCCGUCUGCACCAAUCAGGAGCGAGCUGGCGGUGGCGACCCCGACAUGGCGGCGGCUGCAGCGGCGGUGGGCUCGAUGGCCAAGGCGUGCGUGGGGUGGCUGGCCAGGGCGGCAGGGUGGCGCAGUGGCGGCGCCAGUCUCCGCUGCUGCAGGGCCCUGUCGUCCGGAGCACCACACCCGCACCAUGACGGCGCGGCCACUCUUGUGCAGGGCCCGCUGCAGAGCCUGAACGAGGAGGAGGCCAUGAUGAGAGAUGCGGUUGCCAAGUUUGCUCGGGAUAAGUUGGCGCCCAUCGUGGCGGAGAUGGAUCGCGCGUCUGUCAUGCACCAGGGGGUCAUCGACGGCCUCUUUGAGCAAGGGCUGAUGGGUAUUGAGAUCGACGUGGCGUUGGGUGGCGCGGGCUCAACGUUCUUCGCGUCGGUGCUGGCCGUGGAGGAGCUGGCGAGGGUCGACCCCUCGGUCGCCGUGCUGUGCGACAUCCAGAACACGCUCAUCAACACCAUGGUGCGCAAGCUGGGGACCACGGAGCAGCAGGGACACUACCUCCCGCGGCUCGCCCGCGACACGGUUGGGAGCUUCUGCCUGUCGGAGGAGGGCUCGGGCAGCGAUGCAUUUGCGAUGAAGACGCGGGCGGAGAAACGCGGAGAUCACUUCCUCCUCAACGGCACCAAGAUGUGGAUCAGCAACGCGGAGCACGCGGGGCUCUUCCUCGUCAUGGCCAACGCCGCGCCAGAGAGGGGCUACAAGGGCAUCACGUGCUUUAUGGUGGAGCGCGGCACGCCGGGCCUGCAGGUCGGCAAGAAAGAGGACAAGCUGGGCAUCCGCGCCUCCUCCACCUGCCCUGUGCACUUCGAAAACGUCAAGGUUCCGCUGAGCGCCGUGCUGGGCCAGGAGGGACAAGGGUACAAGUACGCCAUCGGUAUGCUUAACGAGGGCCGCAUCGGCAUCGCCGCGCAGAUGGUGGGGCUCUCCCAGGGCUGCUUCGACCACGCCGUCGCCUACACCAAGCAGCGCAAGCAGUUCGGCCAGCGCAUCUACGACUUCCAGGGCAUGCAGCACCAGAUCGCCCACGUGGCGACACAGAUCGAAGCGGCACGGCUGCUCACGUACAACGCGGCGCGGCUACGAGAGGCCGGCCUGCCCUUCCUCACGCAGGCCUGCAUGGCCAAGUACUUCACCUCUGAGGUGGCAUCUUUGACGACGUCAAAGUGCAUGGAGUGGAUGGGAGGAGUGGGGUUCACUACCAGCUACCCCAUCGAGAAGUACUACCGGGACUGCAAAGUCGGCACCAUUUACGAAGGAACCUCCAACAUACAGCUCUCCACAAUCGCAAAGUUCAUGGAUCAGUGACCGUGAGCGAUGUAUAUAUUGUGUCUUGAAAAAUAUAAAAAAAUCAAUGAAAAAUGCUAAAUGUGUUUUUGUACGAAAUUAUGCUAAUUUAAUUAGGCUUGGCUUUGUUGUCUAGGGGUGUAUUACCUAUUGUGAUAAUACAAUUAAAAAUAUGUAAUUUAUGAAAGUAUGCAAUUAUGAUAAUUAGGCUCGGCUUCGUUGUCUAGGGUUGUUUGUCAAUCGUGAUAAUACAAUGAGUCUCGCUUUAACUUUUACUGAUUAUAUUUGAGUGUGUUUAUGUCAGGUCUCAGAUUUCAGAUCUCACCGCAGGAUACAGUUCUUAUAAUUAAGAUUAUUAUGCAUCAACUUAGGAAAUAAUCACUCCGAGUUUUGUGUUAAGCAAUUUUAAUAUCUAAAAACACUCUAAUAUGCGAACACUUUAUGCUCGCAAUUGUCAACACAGUACUCGUGGAGAUGUCCUACUCAUUAAUCCGCACAAUUAACCCUCAAAGGUUAAGUUUGUUUAAACUGAGCAAUGUAACAACAGGCUGACUUCUCGGAGUAGCGAGACCGUACACGGCGAUAGGGAAAGUCCUUAAACAAUAAUGUGACAAUGGUCAUACGAGCAGUGAUAAAGAAACGUGUGCCCAAGGCAAGAGUAGACAUCAAUGAAUUAAUUUAAAUCGUCCGCUGGCCGCCGCGCGUCACCCCCGUUUGACACCAGGCACGGUUGAUCCUUGUAGACUCCACCUUUGCAGGAGUGUGCUCGGCUUCCGAGUCCUCCGCUCGUGGUUAGUCGUUAGCUGCUGCUGCUGCUGGUCCUGUGCGAUGCUCGCUUGGUCGAUGCUUGGUGCUCUCCGCCCUUCCUCCAGGUCGAUUGCUUGCCGCUGCUCCUCACACUUGUCUAGGUUCCGUCUGCGUCGAUGUGUGUGUGUCGAACACCCGGUGCUCUCGCCAGCGCCGACACUCUUUCUCGGUUGCGCGGGUCACGCUCUCUCCACUGCUCUAUGCUCUCUCUCUCUUGCAGCUGCUAGAUUCACGCAGGCGUCCUGGGGUGCCUCUCCCGCCCUUCUCUUAGGAUGGCUCAAUGUAGAAUAAACUUUCAGCGAUACUCUGUCGGUCAGUGCCGAACUGAGCACUGAACAAUACAUCGUCCCUCUCCUCUGCCAGACACGACACCCAUGGUUGGUUUUGAGGCCCACUGCCAGGAGCUUGCCGCAGCAAGACUGAUGUGCGUUGUUUCUGCUUGUUAUAUUCGAAAAUCUCCCACCUCGGCUCGUCGCUUCACAAAGGACCGGAACCCACUUUGAUUUCGCUCUCAUCCUGUGGGAACAGCUGUUUGUCCCUCAGUGUGUCUGACUGGUUCCGUUUGGAAUUUUCUGCAGAAUAUCAUUAGCCCCCCCCCGCGUGCUACACCCCGAUCAAAUUAUAAAAAAAGAUAUGGGCAAAAUGACUCUUAAUAUAAAUUUGAGAAAAGGCAUAAACAGAACAGUGAUGAGUGGUCGACGAGUGUAAAUUUCAAUGUGUGUCCGUAUUUCAGAAACUCUUUAUCUUCAAUUGCUGCUCAUCAAGGGAACUCAGCCACCCAUCCAAUCAUUCACUCACUCAAAUCCUCGCUCACUCACCCACUCUACCAUUAGUACAUUCAUAAUCACACAAUGCUUAUUAUAGCGCGGGUGCUCUCACGAAGCAAGGCUCUGUUCCCAGGGGGGGGUUCGGCUUACAGUAGUUUCACAGCAGGGGGUGAUGUCGCCAAGUCCCUUCUCCCAAUUGAGUGAUUUGCAGAGACACUUUCAUAUUUGGCCAAUCUGGACCGUGACAUAGUCACUCGGUGAUCUACUCUUUUCGAUUGAGCUCAAGGGAUCUUUAACGUCCAUUAUGUAAAACCCAAACUGAAUACGAUGCGUCUUUGGUGCAGUCGUUGGUAACCGGGCUGAGACCAUCAACUCGCUGCACUUGAGAACCCAGUUCCAUGGUCGCGACUGUGUGGCUGAAACUCCGGAUUCAGGAUCUCAGUGGUGUCAGCACUGGGACUCUGACACGGCAACUAUGAGUACUCCUAAGCCACUGUCACUCAUGGAUUUAAGUGUAAUUUAUAUCAAUGCUACCUCAGUGAGUUUUACAAACAGGAAAAUACAUAAAACAUGUAAAGAAUGGGUUUCACUCACCAAAAAGUACAAGUUGGUCUUUCAGCUGCCGGGGCCUUGAUUAAUGGCAUUCUUGCAUGCACAGUGUGGGAGACAUGGCUGUGGUUCGCUAUUACAUGGGCUCAUCAGUGAGCCAAGCCCAUCCGCUGACUGCCAGGAGGUUGCUGGCCAUGAAGCCACGGCCGAUACAGGAAUCCUCUGGUCAGAUGCAGCGAUGGAAUGACGUGGAGUCGUGUGAACACUGCUCGCGAGCAUAUGUAGCUGAGACUGGUUCAGUGUUCUCAUGUCUCUUACCUGGGGAGAUUGUGAAGGUUUAAAAAGAAAAGUGGACGCAACAAAUUCCAGGUCCUGCAAGUUGACACAACCUUCAUGCACCACUCUCACAGCCUCACCACCUCCACCACCUGUCUUCAGGCUCUCUCCUUGCCACACCGUUGACCAGUUCUGUGAGGGCCCCUCUCACCACCGCCACUGCCUGGCGGCAUGAGGUCUCCUCUGCACCCUUGGUUGCUGACCCCGGGGUGCCACUCCAAUGCCCAUCUCGUUCCGCCCUGCACAUGCAAAAGGGAUUCGCUGAGUCGCAGACUGAGCGGCAAUUCACGUUGCAUGCAUCUCGAUGGUCAUUGCAGUGAGAGCUGUCGGGAAUUGUAGCCCGUCUGUGGCAUAGGUCACGUGUCCGAGCCGUUAUUCUUGCAAUUCGUUAUUGAUUUUUGGGUUAGCCCACAUAAUGCCAUGGACUAACUUUCCAUCAUAAGAUCAAACAAUAAAAAUUCUGUCUUCCUGGAUCUUGUCCUCAAGGUGCUUGGUGUAGUCAUAGUUGGCGUGUUGUUAAAUGCACCACGUGACAAGUUAAUUUGGUUAUGUCGUAUGAUGGAGGGUCACACGGCACAAAUUUGGCCAGAUUGUUCCAUGGCCUGGCCCAGAACUUGAGUCCGGACCCUCACGUUGGCUGCGUCUCGUGCAUUAUUGCCAAUCAUUUUAAUAAAUUGCGGCCUUUUUCAAUCGUGAACAUUUCUUCUAAUGAGUUUUAAUUUUUAUCAGAGUCACUUGGGUGACGUGAAGACUUGCGAUGGGGCGCUGUGUCGAGUUUAGUUUCCAUUUCCCCGAUUGUGGUGGAGUGGUUGAGAAGCGCCGAUGCAGCGACUGGGAGUUGCGUUGCUGUGACGUUGCACGCGGCCUCGCUCUAUCAAACACGCACACUGCUGCUUGUGUUAUGUCCAGCGAAAUGUUCUUAAAAUAAAGUCACGUGUAAGGUCAACCUCACAAA